UGGGCAUAGAGCAAAACAGAAGACAAGUUCAAGAUAACAUUAAAACACACAAUCAACCAAACAGUCUACACAGAAUCUCUUUUUUUGUUUCAUUUUCCUUUUCAAUCCCAUUCUUUCCUCUGUAUAAUCAAACCCAAUUUCUGCCUUCGCUUCCCACUACAAAAUUAACCAUUUUGUUUUUAUCUCUCUUGUGUUCUUGUUUUUCUUUUCUCUAUGUGUCCAGUAAUGGCUCCUAGCUUAAGCAAAGCUAGUUCCGGGGCUACAGGGCUCGUUGAGACCUAUAACCAGUCUGGCAUCUCUCUUGAGGGAUCAAACUUCACUGCCAAUGGCCAUGUCUUUCUCUCCGACGUCCCUGAGAAUAUCAAAGUCACUCCCUCUCCCUAUACCCAACCAGCUGACAAAUCUUUAUCAACCGUCGGAUCCUUCAUUGGGUUCAACGCCAUGGAAGCCAAGGACCGUCACGUUGUUCCCAUUGGGAAACUCAAGAACAUACGGUUCAUGAGCAUUUUCAGGUUCAAGGUCUGGUGGACUACCCAUUGGGUCGGCUCCAGUGGCAGAGACCUUGAAAAUGAAACCCAGAUGGUUGUUCUUGAUAAGUCGUCCGAUUCUGGCCACCGUCCCUAUGUUCUCCUUCUUCCUCUUCUUGACGGUCCAUUUCGAGCCUCUCUCCAGCCCGGAGAGGACGACAAUAUUGAUAUUUGCGUCGAAAGUGGCUCCUCCAAAGUCUCCGCCACCGGAUUCCGGAGCAUUCUUUAUCUGCAUGUCGGCGACGAUCCGUUCAACCUGGUGAAGGAGGCGAUGAAGGUGGUUAGGCAUCAUUUGGGUACUUUCAGGCUGUUGGAGGAGAAGAAUCCUCCAGGAAUAGUGGACAAGUUUGGGUGGUGCACCUGGGAUGCCUUCUAUCUUACAGUGCACCCUCAAGGUAUUUGGGAAGGUGUCAAGGGUCUCGUCGACGGUGGGUGCCCACCUGGUCUGGUCUUGAUCGAUGAUGGGUGGCAAUCUAUCAGCCAUGAUGAGGACCCAAUCAACAAAGAAGGCAUGAACCACACAAUCGCCGGCGAGCAAAUGCCAUGCAGGCUAUUGAAAUUUCAAGAGAAUUACAAAUUCAGGGAAUACGUGAGUCCCAAAAGCUUGGCCGCGGGUGCCACUGACAAGGGCAUGGGUGCCUUUAUCAAGGACCUUAAGGAGGAAUUUAACACUGUAGACUAUGUAUACGUGUGGCACGCACUGUGUGGUUACUGGGGUGGUCUCAGACCAAAUGUCCCCGGACUUCCAGACGCGACAGUGGUAAAGCCAAAAUUGUCGCCGGGAUUGGAGUUGACGAUGGAGGACCUGGCGGUGGACAAGAUCGUGAACAAUGGAGUUGGGCUGGUGCCGCCGGAGCAGGUAGAUGAAAUGUACGAGGGUCUUCACUCGCACUUGGAAACCGUCGGAAUUGACGGCGUCAAAGUGGACGUUAUCCAUUUGUUGGAAAUGCUUUGUGAAAACCAUGGAGGGAGAGUAGAUCUGGCAAAGGCGUAUUACAAGGCAUUAACAGCUUCAAUAAGGAAGCAUUUCAAUGGAAAUGGGGUGAUUGCUAGUAUGGAGCACUGCAACGAUUUCAUGUUUCUGGGAACCGAGGCCAUCUCCCUUGGUCGUGUUGGUGAUGAUUUUUGGUGCACUGAUCCAUCUGGGGAUCCAAAUGGUACAUUUUGGCUUCAAGGUUGUCACAUGGUGCAUUGUGCUUAUAAUAGCUUGUGGAUGGGCAAUUUUAUACACCCAGACUGGGAUAUGUUUCAGUCUACUCAUCCUUGUGCUGAGUUCCAUGCUGCUUCUAGGGCAAUUUCUGGUGGCCCUAUUUACGUUAGUGACUCAGUUGGAAAGCACAACUUUUCAUUGCUUAAACGUCUUGUUUUGCCUGACGGUUCGAUUCUCCGGUGCCAGUACUAUGCUCUUCCGACUAGAGAUUGCCUUUUCCAGGACCCUCUCCAUGAUGGCAAGACCAUGCUCAAAAUUUGGAACCUCAACAAGUUUACAGGAGUUAUUGGAAUAUUCAACUGCCAAGGAGGGGGUUGGUGUAGGGAGACAAGAAGAAACAAAUGUGCCUCCCAAUUUUCUCACCUGGUGACUACCAAAACCAAUGCUAAAGACAUCGAAUGGAACAGUGGCAAGAACCCAAUCUCUAUUGAAGGAGUUCAAGUAUUUGCCAUGUACUUGUCCCAAGCCAAGAAGCUUCUCCUCUCCAAGCCACAUGACAAGAUUGAAAUAUCACUAGAGCCAUUCAAUUUUGAACUUGUCACUGUCUCUCCAGUUAUAAUCCCAGAAGGAAAAUCAGUUCAAUUUGCACCCAUUGGCCUGGUAAACAUGCUCAACACUGGUGGUGCAAUCCAGUCAAUGGCCUACAAUGACACCGAUGGAUACUUCCGAAUCGGGGUAAGGGGUCCCGGAGAAAUGAGGGUGUUUGCUUCAGAGAAGCCAAGAAAUUGCAGAAUUGAUGGAAGAGAAGUUGAAUUUGAGUAUGAGAAGUGCAUGGUUGUUAUUCAAGUACCAUGGUCUACUUCCUCCGGUGUGUCCAUGGUUGAAUACUUGUUUUAGAGCUAGUUGUUAAUUAAUAGCUUAACGACAUUAUUAUGAUUAUUGUUAUUAUCCUCCUCUAAAACUAGGGAGAAGUGAGCAACUAUGUAGUAUUAAGACUUUAUGGUAUAAUAAACUUGUAAAUAUUAUAUUUCUCCAA
Hevea brasiliensis (rubber tree) is the source of this 2713-nucleotide messenger RNA. RefSeq names its product probable galactinol--sucrose galactosyltransferase 5. The coding region runs from base 214 to 2574 and encodes 786 amino acids. Gene Ontology annotation, molecular function: galactinol-sucrose galactosyltransferase activity. The record is from RefSeq and is a predicted model, not a curated record. NCBI's taxonomy places the organism in Eukaryota, Viridiplantae, Streptophyta, Magnoliopsida, Malpighiales, Euphorbiaceae. The transcript is spliced from 4 exons.